AUGUCAGUCCCUCUCCCAACUACCAACACCUUCCCAGCCGGUGUCCUCCCAUUCGAACAACGUAAAUUCCCAAAGACAAUCUGCAUGUUCGACGUCGAUGGUACUCUUUCGCUAGCGAGACAGGAAGCUACACCUGAGAUGUUUGCUACGUUGAAGAAAUUGAGGGAAUAUACCGCUGUGGCUUUUGUAGGUGGGAGCGAUCUGUCAAAAAUCUUAGAACAGGUCAGAAGUCUCAGCCUGUUCGACUACGGAUUCGCCGAAAAUGGUCUAGUAGCCUACAAGCUCGAACAACCCCUUGCUGCAGCGAGCUUCAUCAAGCACGUCGGUGAAGACGAGUACAAAAAGAUGGUAAACUGGAUCUUAAGAUAUCUCAGUGAUGUAGACAUUCCAAUCAAGAGAGGUACUUUCAUCGAGUUUAGGAAUGGUAUGAUCAACGUUUCACCCAUUGGUAGAAAUGCUUCUAUACAAGAGAGAAUUGAAUUCGAAAAAUUCGACAAGGAACACGGUAUCAGAGCUGAGAUGGUCACGAGAAUGGAACAGGAAUUCGUUCAUUUAGGAUUAACGUUCGCCAUUGGUGGUCAAAUCAGUUUCGACAUUUUCCCUCAAGGUUGGGACAAGACUUACUCUCUCAAACAUGUCGAACCUGAGGGAUUCGAUACCAUCCAUUUCUUCGGUGAUAAAACUUUCAAAGGUGGAAACGACUAUGAGAUCUUCUCUGAUCCUAGAGUAACUGGACAUACAGUCACUUCACCUGAAGAUACAAUGAGACAACUAGACGAAUUGUUCUUGACCGUUGCUUAA
Messenger RNA from Kwoniella botswanensis, 801 nucleotides. RefSeq lists its product as uncharacterized. The record is from RefSeq and is a predicted model, not a curated record. Bases 1 to 801 code for a protein of 266 amino acids. Lineage: Eukaryota; Fungi; Basidiomycota; Tremellomycetes; Tremellales; Cryptococcaceae. Gene Ontology annotation, biological process: mannose metabolic process; GDP-mannose biosynthetic process; protein N-linked glycosylation. Gene Ontology annotation, molecular function: phosphomannomutase activity. Gene Ontology annotation, cellular component: cytosol. The transcript is spliced from 7 exons.